AUGAUGCUUUCACCUGGAACAGAGGAGCUGCAGCCCCAUCCCUCACCGUUUAUGGCGGUGGAGAUAUGGUGCAUGAUAAUUGACAUCCUUUGUGACGCCGAAGAAGAGGACCACGACGAGGGCAGAAGUCGCGCCAAGUGUUCCUUGUACCUCCGUGAUUUGAUCAAUCUGAGUAGCACUUGUGCAUGGUUUCGCAACCUUCUAGCUCCGCGUAUAUUUGCGGUCGUAUAUCUAAACAACACGGCCAAGAGUGCCUUGUCUAUAAAGGCUAUCGCCGAUGGCAACUUCUCUGGGUGCAUCAAAGAGUUGCAUUACAUCGCCAACUGUGAACCAGAGCAGCAAAACUUACCAGUCGAGGAUAUCUAUCCGCUAGAGGUCGACACCGUUCUUUCCAACCUCACUUCUUUCACGGGUCUCCAAACCCUUAGCGUGGAGUUUCCCUUCGACUACGACGAGCUCAUGGAAGACUUUGGAUGCUCAGGGUUCAACGACGAUCCCAAAGCAGCUGUGGUUGAGGAAGGAAAGAAUGCCUGGCGGGGACUGAUGGCGGCAAGUUUCCGCGCUAUUCUGUCUAGCUAUGGUUCUCAACACUGGCCAGGAGGUCAAAUCCCCCUCUCGCUCACCAUCCAGGCACUCAAUAUUGUGCCGAUAUCGGUAUUUUCCACCGGCGAAUUCCAUUAUUUUCUUUCGCAAUUACGGAGAUUUAAUAUGUCUCUGAAGCAAUGGGACAACGGUGUCGGAUGGAUGCUCAAUACCUACGAGUGUUUCUUUGGAUUUCCAGACUGUCUGGGCCCGUGGUUCUUCAACCAUCUCACAUCUGUCGAGGAAUUCAGUUUUGAUCCCCAAGAGUCUGCACCGCUAGGUGAUGCAGGGCAACCCCAUGCUUACAAUAUAUCCCUGUGGAAGGCUGACAUGCCACGGCUGCGAGGCCUCACUCUCGGCAAUAUCUAUUUGUGCCUUGAGUUGAAAGAUUUCCUCCUUCGUCAUCUUGGUACGUUAGAGUCAAUAUCGCUGCGAGAGUGCUACAGCUGCAGCGACUGCGUAGGUGGUGAAGGUAUGUCUUGGAGCGAACUUCUUUUUGCUCUGGCACAGAAAUCUCCGGCUCGUCUCACCUCCUUUUCCUUGCAUUGGGACUAUCAUCAAGAGGACCUACUCGAUCUAGAGGACAACAUGGCAGAUCCAACGCUUGUCGCGCAGGUGCGAAGAAAGCUCGAGAUAGAACCCAGCGCCAGAGGAUUUCCCUUCUGCUACUGCCAUGUGUCUGACAAAUACGGGUAUGCAUCUCUCGACCAGGAUGCUAACCGAACAGCCUUCGUGAAAGGAGAGGACUACCGAGGCUACCAGAGACUCAUGGCUAUCGUUAAUUCGAAUGCUACUGGGAAUCACUAA
Aspergillus pseudotamarii is the source of this 1389-nucleotide messenger RNA. RefSeq lists its product as uncharacterized. The record is from RefSeq and is a predicted model, not a curated record. NCBI's taxonomy places the organism in Eukaryota, Fungi, Ascomycota, Eurotiomycetes, Eurotiales, Aspergillaceae. Bases 1 to 1389 code for a protein of 462 amino acids. The transcript is spliced from 2 exons.